Messenger RNA from Parascedosporium putredinis, 378 nucleotides. The record is from the annotation of a GenBank genome assembly. Lineage: Eukaryota; Fungi; Ascomycota; Sordariomycetes; Microascales; Microascaceae.
AUGAGGAUCACUCACGUUCUUCCCAUCGUCGGCCUCGUCGCCGCCGGCAUUGCUGCCGACGCUCCCGCCGGUGCCAAGGGUGUCCGCGCCCGCGGCGGAUACGGUGGCGGCCCCGGUGGCUAUGGCGGCCACGGCAACGGCAACUGGGACGACAACCACGGCAACAACGGUGGCCACGGUGGAAAGGGAGGCCACGGAGGUGGCCACUGGGAGGAGCCCGAGCCCGAGGAGCCUUGCGAGACUACCGAAGUCCCUCCUCCUCCUCCCGCUACCACCGAGCCUUGCGAGACCACCGAGGUGCCCCCUCCUCCUCCUCCCCGGAGACCACCGAGCCCUGCGAGACCACCGAGGUCCCCCUCCUCCCCCGGAGACCACUGA